AUGAAGUUCCUCUCGGAAGUCCCGCUCAUGAAGCGAUUGCCCAAAGAUGAGCACCCGAUUGUGGCAGAAGCUUGUGAGGUUUGCGUCUUCGAGCCUAGCCACAAGAUCAUCCAGCAGGGUGACAACGGCGAUGCCUUCUACGUGGUUCGGACAGGGGAAGCCAGUGUCCACGUGGAAAACGAGGAAGGCAAGAAGCAGGUGGCGACUCUCAAGGGCGGAGAUUAUUUUGGAGAGAAUGCUCUGCUUAGGGAUGAGCCGCGACUUGCCACCAUCAUUGCGGAAAGCAAGCUCGUGGCUUUGAGAAUUACCAGAGAGAAGUUCGAGGAGCUCGGCUUGAACAACAAGCUGAUGUUUGCGAACCGAAAGGCUGUUGCUGGUGGACUGCAGAUGCAAGCGAAGGCCAAGCCUCCCACCGAAAAGACGGAGGAGGAUGUCGUCCUCAUCACCCGUGCUUUACAAGAGAAUGAGAACCUCGCCACGAUGACAGCCUUAGAUGAUGCAAGGCUCAAGUCCUUCAUCGACGUGAUGUGGAAAGAAGAGGUGAAGGAAGGCGAACAGAUCAUCACAGAGGGCGACCUGAAAGCCGAUUUCUUUUACAUCGUGGCUUCCGGGGAGUUCGACGUGAAGAUCGUGGAAACCGACGACGAGGGCAAUCCGAAGGCUGUGAUGGAGAGCACCGUGUCCAAGAGCGUGACUCACGUAACGGCAGGUGGCAGCUUUGGAGAGCUGGCUUUGAUGUACUUCGUCCCGCGGGCGGCCACGGUCGUGGCCACCACGGACUCUGAGGUUUGGGUCAUCGAUCGGGCCAACUUCAAGAACAUCUUGAUGAAGGCCUCCGACUCCAGGAUCAAGGAGUACGUGAAGUAUUUGGAUCAGGUCUCGGUCUUGGACAGUUUGUUGGCUGAAGAGAAGAAGCAGGUCGCCAAUGCACUCGUGGAGAUGCAUUUCGAAAGAAGCGAUGUUAUCAUUCAGCAAGGCGAGCCCGGUAACAUGUUCUACAUCAUGUAUGAAGGAGAGGUCGAGAUUGUCAAGGACGGGGAUGCAGUGGCAACGCUGGAAGCCAGGACAAAAAGCGGAACCGCGCAGUUCUUUGGAGAGAAGGCUCUCCUGGAGAACGAAAACCGCACUGCGACGGUGGCCGUGAAGAGCUCUUCAGCCAAGUGCCUCGUCUUGGACCGCGAGUCCUUCGAUCUCCUCCUGGGCCCUCUGAAGGACAUCAUCGAUGCCGUUCGCGAGGGUCGGGAGCGACCGCAGCACACCGCGGUUUCGAACCCGGCGGAGAACGGGUCCUUGGCACAGAAUCGACAGCGGAUUCGACGGAGCGAGCUGAAGCGCAUCGGCUUGCUGGGCUGCGGCGGCUUCGGGGCCGUGGAGCUCUGGGAGCACACCAAAACAGGCGACUCCUAUGCUCUCAAGGCCAUCAGCAAGGGCUACAUUGUCAAGACUGGCAUGCAAGAGAGCAUCAUGAACGAGAAGAACAUCCUCGCAAUGACUAACUCCUCCUUCAUUACUAAACUCUACGAGACCUUCAAUGGGACGCAAACGCUUUACUUCCUCCUGGAGCCAUGUCUCGGUGGUGAGCUGUAUGCCACCUACAUCCGGAAGGGCCUCUAUGGCUCCGACAAGCACUGCAAGUUUUACACGGGCUCGGUUGUUUUUGCCUUUGAACACAUGCACCAACGCCGCAUCAUCUACAGAGAUUUGAAGCCCGAGAACCUUCUCCUCGCAGAGGACGGCUUCAUGAAACUGACGGACAUGGGCCUGGCCAAGUUCGUCGUGGGUAAAACCUAUACGACGUGCGGGACUCCUGACUACUUCGCUCCUGAGCUCAUUGCAUCCACGGGGCACACCAAUGCUGUGGAUUGGUGGACCCUUGGCAUCUUGAUCUUCGAGCUCAUGUCAGGUCAUCCGCCGUUUGAGUCGGCAUAUCCCAUGCAGAUCUAUGCCAAAGUCACCAAAGGGAUUGGCAAGGUCGCUUUUCCGAGCGUGAUGAAGGGACAUUGCAAGAAUCUUGUGGAGAAUCUCCUGAAGAACGACCCCUCCGAUCGACUGGCCAUGCGAAAAGGUGGAGUGGCCAACGUGAAGUGUCACCCUUGGUUUAACGAAGACAUGGACUCCUGGGAUCGCUUGGAGAGAAUGGAGUGUCAGGUGCCGUACAAGCCGGCCGUCCGAAGCCGGAAGGACCUCUCGAACUUCGUGGCCAAGAAGGAAGACGCCCCGAAAACACUGGAGUACAUCGAUCCAGGCACCGGCUGGGACAAGGAUUUCGCGACCUCAUACUGA
This is a messenger RNA of Symbiodinium sp. CCMP2592, 2283 nucleotides long. NCBI's taxonomy places the organism in Eukaryota, Dinophyceae, Suessiales, Symbiodiniaceae. The record is from the annotation of a GenBank genome assembly.